GUGAGGUUAUAUCAUAUCAAAAGCGAAAAUAGUUUCAAAGAAUGGGCCAAACCCAGGCUAACAGAAAUCACAUCUAGUUAUGUGAGGCACAACAGAAUUGUGCUUUAAAGGAGAAAACAACUGAAUCACUAUGAGUGCCUCUGAACCAACUGGCACAUCAGAAAGCUCUAUACCACAUGGACAUGGUCGAGGCCAGCUAUAUCCUAACCUGCAUAAUCCCCCGAUGCCACAACCGAGCCCUCAAUAUCGUCCUCAUGGUGGACAACAUCCAGAAUCAGGGGAAGACUUUGGACUGCAUGGAUCUGGUAGAGGUCAAGUGUAUUCAAAUAAAUUGCAGAAUUACCCUUACAAGAUCGACUAUCCAGUCCCUGUCCAUUCUCCUGGUGUACAACAUCAGUGUUACCAUUGCAACAGUUCUACUCACAGUCAUCCUGGUGGUAACACACAUUUGCAACACCAUGAUAUGCAGUCUUCAUACAGCCAGCCAAGACCAACUGUUCCCUGUCAACAUUACCCACCCACCUUUACCCACACUCACAACCAGGGUAUCAGAAAUCCUGCUGUCUGCUACCAACCCUACCCACAGCCUUCUCAGCCUCCGCAAGCUCAACAGCCUUGGCUAUACCCUCCAUAUACAUGGCCAAGGGACACUAUGCAAAACCAAGUGAUGUUUAGAGCUCCUCAAAAUCAUCAUGGACAAGCAUCAGUGCAAGGCCAUUAUGGCUUUCAGAGUCCAGAGACAGGGGCCACUCCUUACAAUGGCGGCCAAUUCCCACUCAGGAUGAUGACCUCAGCUGAGCAAAAUGUAUCACAUGGAUGCAUAUCAGGACAAAGCCAGGACAAACUGAGGACUCAGCAAGGUAUUCUGGAUUCCGGUAGUACUAAGGCAGAACCUAUUCUGAUUGACCAGCCAAAUCCAGACUCAAUGACUCCUAUGUUAAAUCCACAACCUUCUUGUCCUGAAGGAUCAACUGUCAGGAAGGAAAGCAGGAAUGACUAUACAGGAGAUCUUGUAGACUGUUUUGAAAAGCUAGGGAUUGAUCCACAUGUCAAAGAUAACAGGACCACGGCACACGGAAAACAGACUUUCACAGUAGGUUCAGCAGAGAUAGAAUCCCAUGAGAAAAGACAGACAGAAUCCCAUGAGGAAAGACAGAAAGAAUCCCAUGAGGAAAGACAGAAAGAAUCCCAUGAGGAAAGACAGAAAGAUUCCCAUGAGGAAAGACAGAAAGAUUCCCACGAGGAAAGACAGAAAGAAUCCCAUGAGGAAAGACAGAAAGAUUCCCAUGAGGAAAGACAGAAAGAUUCCCACGAGGAAAGACAGAAAGAAUCCCAUGAGGAAAGACAGAAAGAAUCCCAUGAGGAAAGACAGAAAGAUUCUCAUGAGAAAAGACAGACAGAAUCCCAGGAAUGGCACAAUGCUAAAGCCAGUCACCGUGUAAUGGAGGUCUACAACGACAGGUUCCUGCUGUCUGGAUUGACAGAGAAGAUGGGAGAUGACACCCUACAGAACUAUGCUGAAAUUACUAGUGGAUACGAAGUAAAGAAAACAGAAUAUUCGACUGAUCUCUCAUGCGUUGUUGUUACUCUUGACCAAGUGCUUAAUGAUGAAGAUUGGAGUCUUUGCAGAAAAAAAAUUGCUUAUAAAAAGAUAGAGGGCAAGGAAUUGAGGUUCUCACACAUUCCUCUUGCACACAGGAUAUGUGUGAGGAAAAAGGACAGCAUGAUCGAACACGAUAGUUUGAAAGAAUAUUUUUCAAGUCGAAGGUCUGGAAACAAGUCUGGAUCAAGAGUGACGGAAGUAUUGACAACAGACCAUUUAGUUGUUGUUACAUUUGAAGAUCAUUCUGCUGUGGAGAAUGUGCUUGCUCAUGGAACGCACAGUAUCUCUGGUCAAUCAUUCAACAUAUCUGUCUAUUAUGACAACGUCGGACAUGUACAGGAAAGUUCCAAAGUCAGCACAACUAGAGUGUAUACUAAAUUGUCUCGUCAUGAGAUUGAGCUGCUGGAGGUUUCUGGGCUGUUGCACACUUGGUUGAAGGAACUGACUCAUUUGGAUGAAGCAUCAGUUGACGACAAGGACAAAGUCAAGCUGAAAGGCACAGAGACAGAUAUCAAAGCUGUUGAAGACAAGAUUGAUCAGUUUAAAAACCUAAUUGUCGACAGAUCUAUUGAAUGUUCUUCGGCUAAGAUGGAAUACCUUCUGAGUUUAGAUGGAAAGGCUCACACUCUUGCAGGAAUGAAGGAAAAGAAGAUACAAAGCAUUUGGUUCAAGAAUAAUGGAAUGCUUAAAGUGUUGGCCAGAUCAAAAGAUGACUUUAAAUGUAUGAUGUCAUGGAUUACCAAACACAUCUUUGAAAUACACCAUGAGGUUUCUGAGGAAAGUCAAGAUAUAAUUGAGGAAAGACUUGAUGUUUUGAGAAGACGCUGUGUGAAUGACUAUGGAGAAGGAACGUUUUGUUUGGACUACACACCCAGAACCAGAAGUAUAAUAGCUGUAGCACAGCAUGAGGUCAAAUUCCAAAUAGGAGAAGAGUUAAAGAAGACCUUCCCAAAACCCAUCCCAAUUGUGAACAAAGAAAUGCAGUUGCCACAACACAUACAACAAUUCAUGAAGAAAUACAAGGCUGAACUGAUUAGCAAAAUUGGAAAGGUUGAAAUCAUUUGGCGGAAGGACAGCAUCGGGCUGCAUGGGAAAACUGAAUCAGUCCAAUAUGCCAUGCAAGAACUUGAAAAGAUCAAGAAGCCCAUUCAUGAAAGUGACUUUUUAUGUAUGGAUAUGAAGAUUCCUUUAGAUGCAGCAAUGUUAGAUUGUUUCAGUAACUACGUAGAAAGAACUGAAAGAUGCAUCAUAACAUGGCAAUUUGUGAGACAUCCAGAAUUGUUUGGAGCUGUAGGAAGAUCUGUGGAAUCAGUCAGACAUGAUCCAGAAAACCCAAGACAUGACAAUCAUCAGCAAAAGAGAGAAACUGACAGAAAUGAAGCAUCUGGUGGUCACAGAAGUGGUAAUGCACAGAAGAAAUGUGGACCAAGCUCAAGGCGAAACCGAAAAUUCAAGUUUGACAGCCCUUCAAGAAUUGCAGUUAAAUUGAUCAAAGGUGAAAUAGCUAGAGCAAAGGCUGAUGUGAUAGUCAAUGUUGUGGAUAAGUAUUUUUCCAUCGACACUGGAGCAGUAUCACAGUCAAUCAUGAAACUUGGUGGGCAGGAGCUGAGAAAUGAAUGCAAAACACAUUCUCAGAAAAAAUUGUCAGAAGGUCAAUAUGUAAUGACUGGUGCUGGAAAACUGGAGUGUAAAAGAGUCAUUCAUUGUCAUUUGGCACCUAGAGACAACCCAAAGGCUGCAGAGAUGCUUAUUGACUUGAUUGAGAGGAUGCUAGACGCAGCAAACAAGGAUGGAUAUACUAGUAUGGCUCUCCCAGCACUUGGCACAGGAGCUUUGCUUCAAUAUGACCCUGGUGUUGUAGCCAACAGCAUGUACAAUGCUGUCCACAAGUUUGAACAGAGAUGCCCAGCAAGCAAGCUGAAGGAAGUACAAUUUGUACUGUAUCCAUCUAAUACAGAUGUACUUCAGGCUUUUCAAGAAGUAGAAAGAAGUAGAGAUGCUGCACAGAUGAAAAGUGGUGGCACUGGCUAUCAAACAAGUCAAGGAAAGGACUUACUGCCCAAGAUCACUAUUGUUUCAGGAGAACUAGCAAAACAAAAGGUGGAUGUAAUUGUGAAUUCAACCAAUACAGGUCUCACACUCAGUAUGGGUUCAGUUUCCAAAUCAAUACUUCUGGCUGGUGGAGAAUUGCUUCAAAGUGAAUGCAGAGACUAUCUUAAACAUAAUUCUUUGAAAUCUGGUGGAUUUGUUGUCACUCAUGGAGGGAAACUGAAGUGCAGUCAUGUUUAUCAUGCCUGCUUGCCCAUCUUCUCAAAAGAAGCACCUGCGCUACUGUCAGUUAUGGUACAUAACAUUCUUCAAAAAGCAGCAUUGGAGAAUGUUGAAAGUAUUGCAUUUCCUGCAUUUGGCACUGGUAAUCUGAAUUACCCAUCAGCAGAGGUAGCCAAGAUCAUGUUCAGCACUAUCCACCAUUUCAGAAGGACUGUAUCCCAUUCACUCAAGCAGGUCCUUCUUGUUGUCUAUACCAGGGAUACAGGUGUUUUCAUGAGUUUCAAAUCUGAAGAGGAGAAAUUCCUUAGGCACCUGUCAGUUCCCAGUGCCCAUGGAAAACCUGGAAACCAUAAUCAUAACAACUCACCUGGUGCCCAGGGUAACCAGCAUUCAAUCCAAACAGAUCCAGGAAGGAAACUUCAAUUUGGACCUUGCCAGGUUGUUGUCAAGCAAGGCAACAUUGCACUUGAAACUGUGGAGUGUAUUGUCAACCCAAUACACAAGGACAUGGACUUACGGGGUGGGAGUGUUUCCAAGGCUCUAUUUUCUGUUGGUGGGAAACUAUUUCAGGAGAACACCAAAAUGAUGGGAGACAGGCUAUCGAAAGACAGAGUAGCUGGAGUGCAAUUCACAGACCAAACAGCAGUGCUACAUGUAUGGCGGGAUUUCAUUGAAAGUAAUCAGAAACAAGCAAUGAUUGCUUGCUUAAAUCAUGCAAACAAGAAGGAUUACAAGACCAUUGCAUUUCCAGUUCUGAAAACAGGAACUGGGUCUCAAGUUGUUGAGGAAAUGGCCAGUGAUCUCUACUGUGCAGUCAGAUAUGUUUUCAAAAAGCAAACCAUCGUAUCAUGCAUCACUGUUGUUGUCUAUCAACCAGCACAUGUACACCAGUUCUAUGACAAGGCAAAGGAACUAGUUGCAAGAGGAACUCAUGACUCCCUAACAAUGGAAAGAGAGACUCAAAGAUCUGAGGGAUGUCAACAAGUCUGCUUUAAAUGGUGUUCUGACGACCCAGUUUGCAAGAAGAAUGUUGAAGAGAAGAUAUCUACUUUGCAAGACGAUGGCUAUUUCACAGAGACUGUCCCACUUCCUUCAUUUGUUAAUAUGAAGGACGUGUCUGAAAUUGGGAAGGAACUACCUGUGAAUAUAACAAGGCUUCAAGAAAAACAUUCCAUAGAUGUAAUUGGCAAAGGAGUUCAGUUUCUAAAAGAAGUGAAGUCCUUGCAUCAGAUGAUAGAGCGAAAGGUGGCUGAACAUGACAUUCUGCAUGCAGACAAAGAUCACAGUCAGUUGAUGAGGAUGAUGAACUAUUUGGAGCUGGCAGCAGUGGAAAGUUCAGUGACCCUCUCAACAUGCUGACUGUAAAUACAAAGGAAACCAUUAGAUAUGAUCAGAAGGAACUGUCUGAGGCAAGUCUUAACAAGAUGGAUAGCUUCUCAAGUAAAUAUGACCCAAUGAAGUAUGAAAACCAAGCUUACAGCUCACAUUCU
Messenger RNA from Haliotis rubra (blacklip abalone), 5364 nucleotides. Its product is annotated as protein mono-ADP-ribosyltransferase PARP14-like. Gene Ontology annotation, molecular function: transcription corepressor activity. The coding region runs from base 131 to 5233 and encodes 1700 amino acids. Gene Ontology annotation, cellular component: nucleus; cytoplasm. The transcript has 20 exons. Lineage: Eukaryota; Metazoa; Mollusca; Gastropoda; Lepetellida; Haliotidae. Gene Ontology annotation, biological process: negative regulation of gene expression. The record is from RefSeq and is a predicted model, not a curated record.